AAUAAAUAAAAACAGGUGAGGGCGGCGCGGCGCACUCCCUGCCCUCCCUUCACACCACCGCCAUGGCCGACGUCGCAGCAGGUCAGGAACAGCGCAAGAAGCGUACUUUCAGGAAGUUCACCUACCGCGGGGUGGACCUUGACCAACUGCUGGACAUGAACAAUGAGCAGCUGGUCGAGCUCUUUGCCUGCCGCCAGCGUAGACGCUUCAAUCGAGGUCUGAAGCGUAAGCAUAUGGCUCUUCUCAAAAGGCUAAGGAAAGCCAAGAAAGAGUGCCCUGCUCUUGAGAAGCCUGCUGUUGUCAAAACCCAUCUGCGAGACAUGAUUAUUGUGCCAGAGAUGGUUGGCUCAAUGGUUGGUGUAUACAAUGGGAAGACCUUCAAUCAGGUUGAAGUUAAGCCCGAGAUGAUUGGGCAUUACCUUGCCGAGUUCUCCAUCACCUACAAGCCUGUGAAGCAUGGUCGUCCUGGUAUUGGUGCCACCCACAGUUCCAGGUUCAUCCCACUAAAAUAAACCCACUGUUUCAGUAAAAAUAAAGUGUAAACAUUC
Messenger RNA from Eriocheir sinensis (Chinese mitten crab), 548 nucleotides. RefSeq names its product 40S ribosomal protein S15-like (gene RpS15). The record is from RefSeq and is a predicted model, not a curated record. NCBI's taxonomy places the organism in Eukaryota, Metazoa, Arthropoda, Malacostraca, Decapoda, Varunidae. Gene Ontology annotation, molecular function: structural constituent of ribosome; RNA binding. Gene Ontology annotation, cellular component: ribosome; cytosolic small ribosomal subunit. The transcript has 4 exons. The coding region runs from base 63 to 512 and encodes 149 amino acids. Gene Ontology annotation, biological process: translation; ribosomal small subunit assembly.